Rhizophagus irregularis DAOM 181602=DAOM 197198 is the source of this 1879-nucleotide messenger RNA. Its product is annotated as Phosphoenolpyruvate carboxykinase (ATP). Gene Ontology annotation, biological process: gluconeogenesis. Lineage: Eukaryota; Fungi; Glomeromycota; Glomeromycetes; Glomerales; Glomeraceae. Gene Ontology annotation, molecular function: phosphoenolpyruvate carboxykinase (ATP) activity; ATP binding. Gene Ontology annotation, cellular component: cytosol. The record is from RefSeq and is a predicted model, not a curated record.
AACAUGCCGAACUUUCCCGAUACUGUAUAUGUAACGAAAAUUACGCAUAUUGUGAUUUAAUGAUAUCUAACUGUUUUCCUCCUGCUUUUUUAUCUUUUAUCAAGCUAUGAUGAAUUCAUACGUUUUUUUAUAUAAACCUCAGCUUUUUGACGUCUAUUCCCCUAAGACUCAUUUAUUUCAUUUUAAUAAAUACUCUAUUAAUUGAUUCGAAAUUUCAAAACGAAAACUAUGACUCACUCUAGAAUCGAAGAAGAACUUCAUGACACCGCACAUAUUGAUUAUGAUCAUGUUGCAAUACAAUGGAAUCCCUCGGUUGCUCAAUUAUAUGAAGACGCCCUAAAAUACGAGUCAGGCUCUGCCAUUUCUUCUACUGGCGCUUUAGUAACUGCCUCUGGUAAUAAGACCGGCCGUUCUCCGAAGGACAAACGUAUCGUUGACGAACCUGGCUCUACAAAAGAUAUUUGGUGGGGUCCUGUUAACACUAAAUUGCCAGAACAUGUUUUCCUUAUUAACCGCGAACGUGCGGUUGAUUACUUAAAUACUCGCAAACGUAUUUAUGUUUUUGACGGUUACGCUGGAUGGGAUCCUAAAUAUCGCAUCAAGGUCCGUGUUGUCUCAGCUCGUGCCUAUCAUUCCUUAUUUAUGCGAAACAUGUUAAUACGUCCAACUGAAGAAGAACUCGAAAACUAUGGAACUCCUGAUUUCACUAUCUACAAUGCUGGUGCUUUUCCGGCAAAUCGUUACACAUCCGGAAUGACGUCAACAACUUCAGUAGCAAUUAAUUUCCAUAUGAAUGAAAUGGUCAUUUUAGGAACUGAAUAUGCCGGUGAAAUGAAAAAAGGAAUUUUCACAGUCAUGCAUUAUUAUAUGCCAAUAAAACAUAAUGUUUUAUCUUUGCAUUCGUCUGCAAACGAGGGUGCUGAUGGCGAUGUUUCCAUUUUCUUUGGUCUAUCUGGUACUGGCAAGACCACUCUAUCUGCUGAUCCAAAACGUUUCUUGAUUGGAGAUGACGAACAUUGCUGGUCAGAAGAUAGUAUCUUUAAUAUCGAGGGUGGUUGCUAUGCUAAGUGCAUUAACUUGUCAGCUGAAAAGGAGCCAGAAAUUUUUAAUGCCAUCCGUUUCGGCUCAGUCUUAGAAAAUGUCGUAUAUGAUCCACAAACACGUGUAGUAAACUAUGACGAUGCUGCACUUACAGAAAAUACUCGAUGUGCUUACCCAAUUGAAUAUAUUCCAAAUGCGAAAAUACCUUGCAUAUCAUCAGGCCAUCCCAAGAACAUAAUCUUGUUGACUUGUGAUGCAUAUGGUGUGCUUCCACCAGUUUCAAAACUGUCUUCAGCGCAAGCUAUGUAUCACUUUAUCUCCGGGUAUACUGCCAAAAUUGCUGGUACAGAAGAUGGCGUUACUGAACCAGAAGCUACAUUUUCCGCUUGUUUUGGUCAACCUUUCCUCGUAUUACAUCCAUAUCGUUAUGCCAAAAUGUUGGCAGAAAAGAUGGAACAACAUUCAGCUAAUGCUUGGUUAGUUAAUACUGGUUGGAACGGUGGUGCUUAUGGUAUUGGUGAGCGCAUCAAACUUAAAUAUUCCCGCGCUAUUAUUGAUGCUAUCCACUCUGGAGAACUUGCUCAAGCCGAAUACGAAAAUUAUGAAAUAUUUAAUUUGCAAAUUCCAAAAACAUGUUCGGAAGUACCAUCAGAAAUUUUACACCCUGCGAAGACAUGGAAAGGAAGUCAAGAAAGUUAUGUAUCAACUCGCAAUUUAUUGGCUCAACGUUUCAUUGAAAACUUUAAAUUGUAUCAAGAUCAGACAACCCUUGAAGUUGUCAAUGCUGGUCCAAUUCUCUCCUGAUUUUUGUAAUAUUUGCUUUUUUUUUAAAAAAAAA